AUGCUCGCCCACAUAUUCCCUCGCCUCGACUGCGAACCCUCUCGCUGGCUUCAACCUGCCUCUCCCCCACCUCCUCGACCUGCCCAUGCCGUUCUCACGAAAGCCGACCUGGGGCAAUCUCAGGAGGCCUAUUCCGCCCUUAUCGCGACAGCAAAGUCCUAUCGGAUCGCCCUCGCCACCCUCUCCUCCGCCGCCUCCGCCUUUGGAUCCGCCCUCGAAUCGUGCGCGCGGUUAAAAGAGGCUCGCUCCGACGCCAUCGGCCCCGCCGCGGCAGCUUCGCUGAGCACCAGCUUCACGGCCAAGGGAACCUGCACGGCGGAUCUGCUCAUCGGCGCCUCGGGCGUGCAUCACCUCAUCGCGAAUCACCACCAGAUCCUGAGCGAAACUGUCUACCGCAACUUCGAGGUGCCCUUGCUUCACGAGCUAGAUAAGUGGCAGAACGAUGUCGACGACGAGGAAGAGAGCUACCAGAGGGCCGUCAAGACGCAGAGCAAGGAGAUACGCAAGCUGGAGAAGGACGGGUUAAAGCUCCACAAGCAGAAGCGCCGCGAUGUAGCCAAGUUUAGGGCCCACCUGGUCCAACUAACCACCAAGCUUGAUGGCCUAACUAGUCUACACGCCGACCACUCUCUCACCCUCCUGCGUGAUAGCCAAGAGACCAGCAACAAAAUCUUGGAUGCGUCCUGUAGCCUUGUUCGCGCCGAGGUUGACAUCUUUGAGUCCCUCGCCCGUAAGGGUUGGACUGGUGGCGGUCUCGACGACCUCCUUGAAAAGGGUACUGACCUGUUUGCCCCCGACGAGCUUCCCGCUCAGGGAAAUCCGGGAGGCGAGGGCUCCAAGCUUUUCAGCAUCCUUCCGCCUAAGAGCAUCCUUGCCGACUCCGGCUCAGAUUCCGGCCGCGCUAAUAGUCAUCGCUCGGAUGCCCUGGGAGACGGUGAGCGCUACCAGAGCCUGGCUGGCGUUGCUAGUACGGAAGGUGGUGGCCCUCCUCCUCCCCGGCCAUCUGACUCUGACAGCAUCUUUUCCGACUUCAACCGUUCCAGGGGUGUGCGGCCCUUUUCCCCUCAACCGAUAAGGAGAACUACGACGGGCGUGACCUUUGAUAGCCUCUGCGCCGGCGAUCCCUCGGGCAUGCUCAGCCCCAAUGAAGAUGACGAGAAUGGCGACGGCGAUGGCGACAGCGACGCAGAUGGGGCUGCUCGUCAGUCCGAGUUUCGGCUGCCCACCGUCGAGACGGACUUACCCUGCGUUGACGAAAGCGAUGAGCACCACCCUUGGAGGGACGAGCGAGGCGCCUCCUCCCGCGACGAAAGCUCGGUGGACAAAAGCUCGCCCGAGGAUGAUGAUCGUGGAAGGAGUUGGACAGAUGUCCGUGAUGAGACCAAGUAG
Molecule: messenger RNA, 1389 nt
Organism: Parascedosporium putredinis
Lineage: Eukaryota; Fungi; Ascomycota; Sordariomycetes; Microascales; Microascaceae
Source: the annotation of a GenBank genome assembly